Ceratitis capitata (Mediterranean fruit fly) is the source of this 1743-nucleotide messenger RNA. Its product is annotated as otefin. The transcript is spliced from 2 exons. The record is from RefSeq and is a predicted model, not a curated record. The coding region runs from base 227 to 1564 and encodes 445 amino acids. Lineage: Eukaryota; Metazoa; Arthropoda; Insecta; Diptera; Tephritidae.
UGAAAGAGCACCAAAAGUUAGAAUUCACAGAUCCAUAAAAUUGCUUUAAAAAUGUUUAGUGAUUGACGUACAUCAGUCAUUUGGCAAAACCAAAUUUAGUACAUUUCGCGCUUGAUAGGUUCACGAAAAUGGCGUUUGUGAAAUAUUUGAACGCGCAAAUUCGUAGCGAACAUUUCAAAAGGUAAAAGGCUGACAUAGGGAAAGUGCAUAAUUAUAGCGCCAAAAAAUGUCUGAAAUUGAUAAUUUGGAGUCUUUAAGCAACGCAGAUCUACGAAAACAGUGCAUUAAACAUGGCUUACCAAAUGUGCCAAUUACGGACUCCAGUCGCCAUAUAUUGAUAAAGAAACUACGCGCUACUUUGUCUGGGUCACCGGCUUCACAAUCUAAGAAGACUCCACGGCGAGAGACCAUUCAUGUUUCGAAAGUAUCGGAGGUAACAGAUUCAAAGACCGAUGCGAAAGCUGAGCCCGAACGCCGUACUCCAAGCAGAGGAGCUAGUAGGCGUACAAUCGCUGGUACACCAACAAUUGAUGCUCAAAAAGUAAUUGAAAAUGUAACAACGGAAAACCUUACAGCAGCACCAAUUGGCUCUCGUCGCCGAUCUACAAUUGAUUCGCAAAAAACUAUUGAUAAUCCACAAACAGAAGGACCAACACCGGCGCCAAUAGGAUCUCGUAGACGAUCCACAUUUGAAUCGCAAAAAGCAAAUGAAAAUCAGGCAAUAGAAAGCACUUUAGCAGCUCCAAUAGGCGCACGUCGUCGUUCUACCCAAGAAAUUCCACUAUCUCAAAAGGAGUACAAAUCAUCCAAGAACUUAAAUCAAAUUGUUAUACCAGAAAGCGAUGAAGAAGAUAAUUACUUGGUGUUAGCUGCUGAGCAGACAGAACAUUUUACAAAAGCACCAAUUACGCGAGAAGUUGAUGUUCGUUCCUCUACAUCACAAUCAUCAAUAUCUUUAACGAAAACGGGUGUAGUAACUACCUCCUACGGUAAGGACUUCUCGAAGCCAUCGUCCCAAGUUCCUGAGUUUCCCAUUCGGAAGUCGCUAACUGAGGGCUUAUCUCACGAAAUAUACAAGCCACAAAUAAGUGCGAACACUGGUCGCUAUAGUCUGUAUUCGAACUUGAUACAGAAGAACUCGGGAGUUAGUAUGGAAUCAUCAAACCCUUUACACUCACGUUACAGCACAAACACGCUAUCUACUGGAAUGUAUACCUCAAAACCUGCACCGCAGUACAAUGAACAGAGUGACGAGAAUGAAGAAGACAAGGAUUAUGAAACACCGUUUUUGAGUAGUUUUGCACGCAACUUGAAUCGAAUCAAAUCAGAUGGAGUGAGUUUAAGUAAAACUAGCACCAGCGGUUUUGAUUACUCCUCACCUCGCGCUUUACACCGUACAAAACAUCAUGAAAUUACUGGGCGUCGUCCUGCCAAAGAUUCCGUAACUGAGUCUUUCCGCCAGUUACUAAUUGCGCUGGAUCGAAAAUAUAAUUUGCGACUUUAUUUAGUGUUGGCCACAGUGUUUUUGGUAUUGGCUUUUCUAUAUGUCGUCAUAUAUCAGUAAACUUGUCAUAUAUUUUAAUAUUAACUUUUUGUAAACGCAUUUUACUUUGUGUCCGUAUAUUGAAGAUCUUUGUAUAUCUAAAUGACUUGUAGGAAAAUUUUAGUUCUCUAAAGUGUUUCAACUGUAUAAACGUUUAACAAACAAAUAAAAUCAACUGUUUGUAUUGUAUUGUGCAAAAC